AUGACUGAGGAUAUAGAGUUUACUGAUCCUAACGGGAACACAGCACAACCCAGUGAAUCGGGUACUGUCAUUCCUGAAACCGAUAAAUCCAUAACGGACCACGACAUUGCAAGGUACCUCUUACAAUACCUACUAGACUGCAGAGGAAUCUGCCAUGAGAAUAUGUUAUUAGUGGUAUUGGACAAACUGCAAAAAUAUACACAGGAUCCUACUUCUCAAGUAUGUUCAACGGAUAAAUUGGUUGAAAUCAUUAAGGGAAUCAAUGUGAAAUUGAAUCCAUUGGGCUAUAAAAUAUCAAGGGUUGGUCACGGCAUGGGUAAGAACAACGUUAGUUCCAUGUUAAAGGACACUGGAUUACCAAGCAACAACAGAUUUUACGUGUAUGUGAAUACCGUUACUAGUGAAGAAAGUAAAUUAGCCACUAGAUUCUCAACGAGAGAAAUUGAAUUUAUCAAAUGGUGCGUGGAGAAAAUGUGUGUUUCUAGAGAUUGUGAAGUAAUAAUAGAUUGUCCCAUCAUAACAGAAGUAGACCGCAUACGAAACGAUGUUUCGUGGAAUAAGUGCAUAACUUAUAGUGUCGAGUCAUCGGAAUUUUUCCAGUACAAAGAUUGGAGUCCCAUCGAGAUUGAAUCUUUACUAUUUAAAUUAUGCGGAUUAAAAUGGUUUGCCAAGGAUGAAAAUGGCCGUAUAUCAAUGGAUCUUAGAUGUUCAGUGGAAUUAGAAGAGUAUCUGAUCGCGAACGGUAUCUCAACUUGUGAAAACUGCCACAGAUUAGCCUUACAAGGUACACGUUGUACAUCGUGCUCCAGGUCUUGGCACGUCGAUUGUUAUCAACAUCGCAUUACUCACAUUGGCAAAUAUUGUCCCUGUGGUGAAUCCAUUUUACAAAAUGGUAUGUAUAUAGUAUGA
Molecule: messenger RNA, 909 nt
Organism: Zygosaccharomyces rouxii
Lineage: Eukaryota; Fungi; Ascomycota; Saccharomycetes; Saccharomycetales; Saccharomycetaceae
Gene: NSE1
Product: Smc5-Smc6 complex subunit NSE1
Exons: 1
Coding region: 1-909 (302 amino acids)
Biological process (GO): DNA damage tolerance; double-strand break repair via homologous recombination
Cellular component (GO): Smc5-Smc6 complex; nucleus
Molecular function (GO): ubiquitin-protein transferase activity
Source: RefSeq, a predicted model, not a curated record